Messenger RNA from Chrysochloris asiatica (Cape golden mole), 2520 nucleotides. It is a transcript of the gene OXR1, whose product is annotated as oxidation resistance 1. Gene Ontology annotation, cellular component: nucleus. Lineage: Eukaryota; Metazoa; Chordata; Mammalia; Afrosoricida; Chrysochloridae. The record is from RefSeq and is a predicted model, not a curated record. Gene Ontology annotation, biological process: response to oxidative stress. The transcript has 14 exons.
AUGGAGUACCUGACCACCUUCACGGGGAAGAGCGGGCGCCUCCUUCGGGGCACGGCCAACCGCCUGUGGGGGGUCGGGGGCGGCGGCGAAGCCCGGCAGGUGCACUUCGAGGAUUAUCUCAGGAAACCCGCCCAAGGGGACCCUGGGUGCGGAUCUCCGUCUCACCAGCCCCGGGUGCCGUUCAGCCCAGAAGGACCUGACACUGGCCAAAAGAAGACCCUAGACAAGAAAGAUGGGAGAAGAAUGUCUUUUCAGAAGCCUAAAGGGACUCUUGAAUAUACUGUUGAGUCAAGAGAUUCUUUGAACAGUAUAGCUCUGAAAUUUGAUACAACACCCAAUGAACUUGUUCAGUUAAAUAAGUUAUUCUCGCGAGCAGUCGUUACGGGACAGGUUUUAUAUGUUCCUGAUCCCGAGUAUGUCUCCAGUCUUGAGAGCUCCCCGUCUCUAAGCCCCAUAAGUCCUUUGUCACCAACAUCAUCAGAGGCUGAAUUAGAUAAAACUACUAAUCCUGAUGUAAUCCACCAGAAAGAAGCAACUUCCUCAUCUACUUUUACAGGUAUUCGACCUGUACGAGUUGUAUCUUCAACUUCUGAGGAGGAAGAAGCAUUUACUGAGAAAUUUCUUAAAAUUAAUUGCAAAUACAUUACCAGUGGCAAGGGCACAGUCAGUGGUGUGCUGCUAGUUACACCAAAUAAUAUAAUGUUUGAUCCACAUAAAACUGACCCUUUGGUUCAAGAAAAUGGCUGUGAGGAGUAUGGCAUCAUGUGUCCAAUGGAAGAGGUGAUGUCAGCUGCAAUGUACAAAGAAAUUUUGGAUAGCAAAAUAAAGGACUCCUUACCCAUAGAGCUAGAACAGUCAUCAGCAAGGGAUUUCUGCCAUUUAAGGAAAAUGACAAGAAGCAAUAUUGAUGAAAUAGACUCAAGAGUCCGUGAUGCAGGAAAUGAUAGUGCCAGUACUGCCCCCAGAAGCACUGAGGAGUCUUUUUCUGAAGAUGUGUUCACAGAAUCAGAACUCUCUCCUAUACGAGAGGAGCUUCUCUCUUCAGAUGAGCCACCACAAAAUAAAUCUUCUGGUACAUUAUCAGAAUCUAUGCAAACUGUCAGUCAGACUGGAAUUGAAUGUGUGACAGUCAUAUCGGAGUCUACUAGUAUUCCUGGUCACCUAAAAUCUAACAUUGGAUAUUCUACAAAUGAAGUUGGUACAGUUUCUCAUAAAACUGAUUUAAAUAAUGUUGAAAUAGCCAUGAAGGAAGGAGAUCAGGAUACAGAUAUAUUUCAAGAAGUAUCAGGUCCUGAAGAACAAAGAAGUAUAAAAGAUAAUGGAGAACAGAGUUUUCUUCUUACUGAGAAUUCACUACAUCAAGGAGAAGGUGAAAAAGAAAGUAUGCCUUGUGGGGAAGUAACAGAAUUUAAACAAAAGCAAACUGUCAACAAAGGAAAAUCAGUAAAGGAGCCAAGUCGGGACUCAGAGACAGAGGUAGAAGAGCUACGCAAACUCUGGAAAAUCCAUACUAUGCAACAAACAAAGCAACAGAGGGAAAAUAUGCAACAGGUGUCACAAAAAGAAACUAAGCAUAAAAUAGCAGCUGCUGAUGAAUAUGUAGAAGGUAAGUGUUAGGGGGCAUAUAAAGUUAGCUUAUCUUGUUAUUGCUUUAAUAUCUCAUUUCUCAUUGACUCCAGAGCUGCUGUAUGGACAGACCAUCUGUAUGCGUUCUUCAUUCAGUGGAGUCCAGAAAUAUAUGCAGAAGAUACUGGUGAAUAUACUAGAGAGCCUGGAUUUAUAGUAGUAAAAAAGAUCGAGGAGUCUGAAACAAAUGAGGAUUCUACUAAUGAAGCAGCAGCCAGAGAAUGGGAGGUAGUUUCAGUGGCUGAGUAUCACCGCAGGAUCGAUGCUCUAAAUACUGAAGAACUGCGCACACUCUGCAGACGUCUCCAGAUUACUACAAGGGAAGAUAUAAAUUCAAAACAGAUUACACCAGUAAAAGCAGACCUGGAGUCUGAGUCGUUUCGACCAAACCUUAGCGAUCCCAGUGAACUCUUACUUCCUGAUCAAAUUGAAAAGCUUACAAAGCAUCUUCCACCAAGAACAAUUGGCUAUCCAUGGACUCUUGUUUAUGGUACUGGGAAGCAUGGAACAAGUUUGAAGACCCUUUACCGAACAAUGACAGGUUUGGACACCCCAGUGCUGAUGGUGAUUAAAGACAGUGAUGGCCAGGUUUUUGGUGCAUUAGCAUCUGAGCCUUUUAAAGUGAGUGAUGGCUUCUAUGGCACUGGAGAGACCUUUGUUUUCACAUUCUGUCCAGAGUUUGAGGUCUUUAAGUGGACAGGUGAUAAUAUGUUUUUUAUCAAAGGAGACAUGGAUUCACUUGCUUUUGGUGGUGGAGGGGGAGAAUUUGCUCUUUGGCUUGAUGGGGAUCUCUACCAUGGGCGAAGCCAUUCUUGUAAAACGUUUGGGAAUCAUACACUUUCUAAGAAGGAAGAUUUCUUUAUCCAAGACAUUGAAAUCUGGGCUUUUGAAUAA